Molecule: messenger RNA, 525 nt
Organism: Lemur catta (Ring-tailed lemur)
Lineage: Eukaryota; Metazoa; Chordata; Mammalia; Primates; Lemuridae
Gene: TMEM275
Product: transmembrane protein 275
Exons: 1
Coding region: 1-525 (174 amino acids)
Source: RefSeq, a predicted model, not a curated record
AUGCCGCCCGCCGCGGAGAAGCGCGAGGGGGCCCCGGCCCUGGCGCCCGCAGGCCGCGUUCCGGGCCGGCUGCCGGGCCUGCCGUCGCCGGCGCUGUGCUGCGCCUGCGGGCUGUGCGUGCUGCUGGCGGGCGUGAACGUGACGCUGGUGGGCGCCUUCGCCUCCUUCCUGCCCGGACACAACGCGCCGCUCGUCGUGGGGCCGGCGCUGCUCGUGCUGGCGCUCGGCUUCUUCGCGGCCUGCUGCGUGGGUAGCCGGGGCCCCGCGCCUCGCGCGCGCUCCUCGGCGGCGGGCCAGGGCCAGGGCGGCGGCCGCGCCGGGCCGGUGGCGCUGGAGAUGGAGAGCAGCGAGCGCACGGCGCAGGACACCACGGCCGUGCAGCUCAGCCCCGCCGUCUCGGCCGCGUCCUCCGGCCGCUCCAGCCCGGGCCCCGGCGCCUUCGCCCUGGACGCCCCCGCGGCCCUCUGCGCGCUGCGCACGGAGGGGCUGCCGCCCAACCUGUCCCGGGAGCGGGCCGCCCCCUAG